Messenger RNA from Botrytis cinerea B05.10, 876 nucleotides. RefSeq lists its product as hypothetical. The record is from RefSeq and is a predicted model, not a curated record. NCBI's taxonomy places the organism in Eukaryota, Fungi, Ascomycota, Leotiomycetes, Helotiales, Sclerotiniaceae. The transcript has a single exon. The coding region runs from base 111 to 815 and encodes 234 amino acids.
GAUCUUGUACCUAGCUUGGCCAAUUACAAUCAGUAUCAUCUCUUGAUAGUCUUUCGAUAGAUUCUUGUACCAAUCCACUAAAAAAAGCAAAAAAUAUAUACUCUAUCACUAUGGCUCCAGCCGCAACUUCAACUAUCGCAGCGGACGAACUUAAUCUCGACUCAACGCCUUCGCGAAGUCCAACUCCUACACCGCAAGAUGUAGAUGCCCUCGGCCAAAUAGAAACACAAUACGUGCUCCCACCCCUUCGUACACUCUCCGAAGCCGAAUACAUAGGCGUCUUACGUUCCAUUGGUGCUACGCGCCCAGACAAUCCAUCGCAACCAGUUGAAAUAGCUUCUGCUUCCCCUCUCUUCUCGUAUCGGCACUUGCCUAAUGGCCUUUAUAAAGAUAUUGUCCAAACACGUCAGAAAAGCCAACUGGUGUACUAUCUCUCUAGUACCUUUUAUAGUCUUGCAUUAAUCCUUCAGCUUCUCUUUGGAGCUGUGUUGACUGCUCUCGGAUCUUCCUCUGCCGCAAAAUAUGGACUUGCGAUCACUAUAUUAGCGGCCGCUAACACAAUCAACGCGGGUUUGAUAGCUCUGUUCAAUAAUACAGGAAUGCCGGAUAGGUUCCUGAAUGAUUGGAAUGAAUUCGAGGAUGUUGAGAUGUUUGUGAAGGAGUUGAUCGAAACGGGUUUGGUGGAUGCAGAUAAAACUAAAGAGCAAGUGGUAGCAGGCUGCUUUGUCAGAUUUCAGGCGGCGAAAAUGACUGUUAGGAAGAACAAACCAGCGAGCUAUAAUGCGACGACGAAGGAAAGUCAGAAAGGGAGAUAAUUUUUACAUAUGUGGGUUGGAAAGAUGACAAUGCUAUUGCUUGAGGGUUGCUUUUUUGGCA